Messenger RNA from Podarcis muralis (Common wall lizard), 6281 nucleotides. RefSeq names its product ATPase plasma membrane Ca2+ transporting 3 (gene ATP2B3). The record is from RefSeq and is a predicted model, not a curated record. Lineage: Eukaryota; Metazoa; Chordata; Lepidosauria; Squamata; Lacertidae. Gene Ontology annotation, molecular function: ATP hydrolysis activity; P-type calcium transporter activity; ATP binding. Gene Ontology annotation, biological process: calcium ion transmembrane transport; regulation of cytosolic calcium ion concentration. Gene Ontology annotation, cellular component: intracellular membrane-bounded organelle; plasma membrane.
CCCUCCCCGCUCUGCUGAGAUUUGCAGCUGGACCAGCGCUCAGCGAGCUCUCUCCAUCCUUGCAGGAUGUAGCCGCUGCGAUGCCAGCCGCAGCAUCCCCGGGGCUGUAGACAACCGGCUCCCCCCACCCUUGCCCUGACCCUCCCCUUCCCUCCGAUCCCCUCCUGAGGGGGGCAAAUCAGGCCGAGGAAGCUCCCCCUCCUUCUCCUCCUCCUCUCGACUGGAUCCGGGCCAAGAGAGAGGGAGAGAGAGAGAGAGAGAGGGACCCGCAGUUCCACCCCACGCUUCAUCUUCUCCCCGCAGCGGAUUCCCUCACCUGCCUCCCUCCUCCCCACCUCAGUCUCUCCUGGGUUCUAGCAUGGCCUGAAACUGCAACACUAGGGGAGAAGCCUUGUAUGGUUUCUUAGCAACGGCAGGAUGCACUCCCACCCAUUUGGGGCUGAUCUGGAAGUGGUUAAGGAGCAUGUCAUCCAGUUACUAGGCAGCUGCAAAGGACUUUGUUUAAAGAUUCGAAUUCCCAUUCAGUCAACUCCGCCAACCAGAAGCAAGAGAAGGGAGGAGAUCCAAGUGCAAGCAUGACCAGGGCUGUGUGUGCUAAAAUAAGCAAAAUUCUGCAUCCAGGUUCUCUUUCUGCAGUGGGGAGACCUGUGGCGCCACACUCUGACAAGGACUUCUCCUCUGCCUCUUCCAUGGCUUGGUCCCCUGGCUGGCCUCUAUAACACUUUGUGGCCCCUCCAUCUGGGGCUCUGUAGGAUGAACAGAGGACACCACUGUGACUGAGCAGGUUUCUCCUUCUGUCUACCAGGCUGACCUAGCCCAAGGCAACUCUUCACCCCCUGCUCCCUUUCCCCACACCUUUGCCCAGCAUAGCUCAGCUCAGCUGCAGCUUCACCUCCACCAUGGGAGACAUGGCCAACAGCUCCGUGGAUUUCUACCCCAAAAGCCAACAGCGAGAGUUGAACCAUGCGGGCGGCUUUGGCUGCACCCUGGCGGAGUUGCGCUCCCUCAUGGAGCUGCGUGGUGCCGAGGCGAUCCAGAAAGUCCAGGAGACCUACACCGAUGUCCAUGGGCUCUGCAGGAGGCUCAAGACCUCCCCCACUGAAGGCCUCUCGGACAACACAGCUGACCUGGAAAAGAGAAGGCAGAUCUACGGACAGAACUUCAUCCCCCCAAAGAAGCCUAAGACCUUCCUGCAGUUAGUAUGGGAGGCCCUCCAAGAUGUGACAUUGAUCAUUCUUGAAAUUGCUGCCAUAAUCUCCCUGGGGUUGUCUUUUUAUGCUCCACCAGGCGAAGAAAGUGAAGCCUGCGGGAACGUGGCAGCCAACGCAGAGGAUGAGGGUGAGUCAGAAGCUGGUUGGAUUGAGGGUGCUGCCAUCCUGCUCUCGGUGAUCUGUGUAGUGUUGGUCACAGCCUUCAAUGACUGGAGUAAGGAGAAGCAGUUCCGAGGUCUGCAGAGCCGCAUAGAGCAGGAGCAGAAGUUUGCCGUCAUCCGCAAUGGGCAGCAGGUCCAGAUCCCUGUGGCUGAACUGGUUGCCGGGGACAUUGCUCAAAUCAAAUAUGGUGACUUGCUUCCUGCAGAUGGGGUGCUUAUCCAGGGGAACGAUCUCAAGAUUGAUGAGAGCUCCUUGACGGGGGAGUCAGAUCACGUGCGCAAAUCAGUGGAAAAGGAUCCCAUGCUGCUGUCAGGCACCCACGUCAUGGAAGGCUCUGGGCGAAUGGUUGUUACAGCCGUUGGGGUCAACUCACAGACUGGGAUUAUCUUCACUUUGCUGGGUGCUGGUGGAGAAGAGGAGGAAAAGAAAGACAAAAAAGACGCUAAUGCAGAGACUUCCAAAACUGAGAACAAGGGGGGAAAGCAGCAGGAUGGGGCAGUGGAGAAUAAUCAGAACAAAGCCAAAAAGCAGGAUGGGGCAGUUGCCAUGGAGAUGCAACCCCUGAAAAGUGCAGAGGGUGGCGAGAUGGAAGAGCGAGAGAAGAAGAAAGCCAGUGUGCCCAAAAAAGAGAAAUCUGUCCUGCAAGGGAAGCUCACCAAACUGGCUGUGCAGAUCGGGAAAGCAGGGCUGGUGAUGUCAGCCAUCACUGUCAUCAUCCUGGUUCUGUAUUUUGUUAUUGAGACAUUUGUAAUCGAUGGGAAGGUAUGGUUGGCUGAGUGCACCCCUGUCUAUGUGCAAUACUUUGUCAAGUUCUUCAUUAUUGGUGUCACUGUCCUGGUCGUGGCCGUCCCUGAAGGCCUCCCAUUGGCCGUCACUAUCUCCUUAGCCUAUUCUGUGAAGAAAAUGAUGAAGGACAAUAAUCUGGUUCGACACCUGGAUGCCUGUGAGACCAUGGGCAAUGCCACCGCCAUCUGCUCUGACAAGACGGGCACCUUGACCACCAAUCGCAUGACCGUUGUGCAGUCCUACAUGGGUGACACUCACUACAAGGAGACCCCUGACCCCAGCAACCUUACACCCAAGAAUCUGGAUCUGCUUGUGCACGCCAUCGCCAUCAACAGUGCCUACACCACCAAGAUACUACCUCCAGAGAAAGAAGGGGGCUUGCCACGCCAGGUCGGCAACAAGACGGAGUGUUCACUGCUGGGCUUUGUGCUUGACCUGCGGCGUGACUACCAGCCUGUGCGUGAACAGAUCCCUGAGGAGAAGCUCUACAAGGUUUACACCUUUAAUUCUGUCCGCAAAUCCAUGAGCACCGUCAUCUGCAUGCCUGAUGGCGGCUACCGCCUCUUCAGCAAAGGCGCUUCUGAAAUUGUCCUUAAAAAGUGCACAAACAUUCUCAACAAUAAUGGGGAGCUGCGCACCUUCCGGCCCCGUGACCGAGAUGAAAUGGUGAAGAAGGUGAUAGAGCCCAUGGCAUGUGAUGGACUGAGGACUAUCUGCAUAGCCUACCGCGAUUUCCCAGCAGGGAAGGAGCCCGAAUGGGACAGUGAGAACGAUAUUGUAAUAGACUUGACGUGCAUUGCUGUGGUGGGAAUUGAGGAUCCCGUGCGGCCUGAGGUGCCAGAUGCCAUUCGCAAAUGCCAACGUGCCGGCAUCACAGUUCGCAUGGUGACAGGAGACAACAUAAACACAGCCCGGGCCAUUGCCGCCAAGUGUGGCAUAAUCCAGCCAGGGGAGGACUUCUUGUGCCUAGAAGGAAAGGAGUUCAACCGGCGGAUCCGCAAUGAAAAGGGAGAGAUAGAACAAGAACGCCUUGAUAAAAUCUGGCCAAAACUGAGGGUUCUGGCUCGAUCGUCACCCACCGACAAACACACCUUGGUGAAAGGCAUAAUCGACAGCACUAUCGGGGACCAGCGCCAGGUGGUUGCUGUCACUGGUGAUGGGACGAAUGAUGGACCAGCACUCAAGAAGGCCGAUGUGGGUUUUGCCAUGGGCAUAGCAGGCACUGAUGUGGCAAAGGAGGCCUCUGACAUCAUCUUGACUGACGACAACUUCUCCAGCAUUGUGAAGGCAGUGAUGUGGGGGCGCAACGUUUAUGACAGCAUAUCCAAAUUCCUGCAGUUCCAGCUCACAGUCAAUGUGGUGGCAGUCAUUGUGGCCUUCACUGGCGCCUGCAUCACACAGGACUCACCGCUCAAAGCAGUGCAGAUGCUGUGGGUUAACCUGAUUAUGGACACUUUUGCUUCCCUGGCUCUGGCCACUGAGCCCCCGACGGAGGCCCUGCUGCUGCGCAAGCCGUACGGACGGAACAAACCCCUCAUUUCCCGCACCAUGAUGAAGAAUAUUUUGGGCCAUGCUGUCUACCAGCUUGUUAUCAUCUUCACCCUCCUCUUUGUGGGUGAGGUUUUCUUUGACAUUGACAGCGGCCGCAAUGCGCCCCUGCACUCCCCGCCCUCAGAGCAUUACACCAUCAUCUUCAACACCUUUGUCAUGAUGCAACUCUUCAAUGAGAUCAACGCCCGCAAAAUUCACGGCGAGCGCAAUGUCUUUGAUGGCAUUUUUGGCAACCCCAUUUUCUGCAGUAUUGUGCUGGGAACCUUUGGCAUACAGAUCGUCAUUGUGCAGUUUGGGGGGAAACCGUUCAGCUGUUCGCCGCUGAAUGCGCAGCAAUGGCUCUGGUGUCUCUUUGUGGGCUUUGGGGAGCUUGUCUGGGGACAGGUCAUUGCCACCAUCCCCACCAGCCACCUGAAAUGCUUGAAGGAGGCAGGGCAUGGCACCGGGAAGGAUGACAUCACUGAUGAGGAAAUGGCGGAGGAUGAGGAGGAAAUUGACCAUGCUGAGCGGGAACUCCGUCGUGGCCAGAUACUUUGGUUCCGUGGCCUCAACCGUAUCCAGACCCAGAUCCGCGUAGUGAAAGCGUUCCGUAGUUCCCUCUACGAAGGGCUGGAGAAGCCAGAUACGAAGACCUCCAUCCAUAACUUCAUGACAACGCCCGAGUUCUUGAUCAACGACUACAUCCACAACAUCCCCCUCAUUGAUGAUACAGACGUGGAGGAGAGCGAGGGUCCCCCGAGACGGCGCUUCCGGGCCAGUCCCCCACCAUCCCCCAACAAGAACAACAACGCCAUUGACAGCGGCAUCUACCUAAGCACGGAUGCCAGCAAGACACCUACCUCCUCGUCCAGCCCUGUUAGCCCGCUCCACAGCAUGGAAACUUCCCUCUAACACAACCCCACCAUGCAACCAGUCAAAAUGACUUUGUGCACAGCAGGGGUGCUCAGUUCCUCCUGGGAGACAAGGACUAGCUGAGUGAGUCAGGAAAGAAAGCGGGCAGGAGAUGGCGUUUCUCCUCUUGACACUGGAGGUUUUUUCUCUUAACGGGGUGGAAAUGGACACGGUUUCUGCCACUGGUUGGCUCAGGCAAAUGAAGACGAGAAACUGAAUGGAUGCAAUGAAAAGCGAUAGACAAACUGUGAAGGGGGAGAAAAGUUUUCUUCAGAAUCACCCAUGAGGGGUUUGUGGCUGAGUCCCGGAGGGUGUACAGGAAAAAAAACAACCACCCAUUUCUCUAGUCUGUUCUUCGUUUCUCUUUGGACACAAAACACACUCACCGAACCCACGAUAACCCCCCGUUUGGGGGUUGCUUUGAUUUAUUUCUGGGACCUCUUUUCAGGUUUCCCCUCCCCCCCAAAAAAAAGUUUAAAAAAGGAACUAUAUUUGCACCGGAAAAAGAACAAAAAAAAAAGGAAAAAGGAAAAAAGAGGAAUAAUCUAGACAUCUAUUAUCCUAAAUAUAUAUAUAUGAUACCAACCAACAGAUGUAUUAACGGACCUUCUGACCAUAACGCAUGCCUGUUAUCAAACCCUCUUUUCUCCUUUCCCCUCUCCCCCAAGGGAAUUUCAGCCUGGGGCAAAUCUGUUUUUGUUUUGUUUUUUUUAAAAAAAGAUCAUUGCUUGCUGUAGCUUGUAUUUUAUAUCAGGGUUUGCCGGGGAAAGAACACUGAUUAUUUCCUCUUGGGAGUGGGAAUUGACUGUGGGGCAGUUGCUGAGUACAGUAACAGAAGCCCUGAUGGGCUGGGUCUUGCACAGAUGCAGAGUGGCGGAAAUUAAGAGUCUAGUUGCACUGGCAAAAAUUUGGGCCUUUUCAGGCAGUUAUCCAGAAACUGACCCAAAGCAGGCCUCCCUGAAAUGGUGUACUGCCCACCAAGCCCCCUCCCUGGAAGUACUCUCAAUCCAAAUGCUUCCUAAAGCUGGUAAUUUUGACCAGCUUCCAAUAAAUAUCUGAGCAAAAGAGACUGUUUAGAAGGGGGAGAAAGAUAAAGAUGGAACUACUUUUUUUUAAUCUACUAAGAAAGAAAGCAACCACUUUCUUGAUAUUUGAAAUUUCUCAUUCAAAGCAUUGAUCAGACUGGCAAAGAAGUUGUAUUUCUGAUAAUCUUAUAUUUUGUGCCCAAAAUGAAGGAAUAGGUUUCUAGCCCUCAUGGUUGUGGAAAGACAUUUGAAAGCAUGCAGGCUUAGCAGCCAGCAGUUAAUGACUACUCAUCGAGCAGUUCUGGCUUCCACUCAUUUUUACUUAAUAAUGCUGAUUUAUAUUCAGUUUUAUUCCAGAGUUUAGUCAUGUUAUAAUGCUUUUCCUUUUACACUGGUUUCAAGGACUGCAUAUCUCCAGACCCAAUGACAGUACCUGCAAAUGCUGGGCUGGGAGAAACAAGGUUAUUAAGAGAAUUCCACUUUUCCUUAAGGAGACUUCAUGCAUUUCCAUUCACUAUUUUUUCCUUCACACAGUUGUGUACCAUGGGAGCCACGAACCCACAAAUUCAGCCUCUGCAAUCCCCACAAUCAGAGAAGAUCCCAAAGGUACCAUGGCAGCGAGGACUGGGGUGCCCUUAGGAGUGACAAGGUGGGA